Mesorhabditis spiculigera is the source of this 459-nucleotide messenger RNA. Lineage: Eukaryota; Metazoa; Nematoda; Chromadorea; Rhabditida; Rhabditidae. The record is from the annotation of a GenBank genome assembly.
AUGCAGCCAAGCGACAUACGAAGAAUGCUUUCCUACACUGAAACCAAGGAAUUUUUGAAUAUCACCCUCACGCCCGAUAUUUAUUAUUACGGACCCGUGUUUUCGCACCCUGACAACUACGGUGUUGAACAUUAUGAUUGGAUUAUGGUGUCUGGGACGGUGAUCGCAUUGUGCGUAUUUUCCGGACUCUACGGAGCGACAUGCAUCACCGGGAUCAAAUUAUAUUACUACGUGAAGCGCAACACCACGAGCGGCACGGCGAUCUCCCCGUUCAUUUUCGAAUUCGUGCCCGUUUUUGUGGUUCUAAUUGGAGGGAGAACAGGAAUCGUCCCCCACAACUGGGGAAUAUGCGCUCCACUCUUCAUAGGAGGCUACUCCGGAUGUGACGCGAUUUUAGCUCUACUACUUUUUAAGACAUAUCGCCAGCGGACUCGGGAGAUCCUGAAGUUGCAGUGGAUC